Diceros bicornis minor is the source of this 939-nucleotide messenger RNA. Its product is annotated as olfactory receptor 4C46-like. The transcript has a single exon. Gene Ontology annotation, molecular function: olfactory receptor activity; G protein-coupled receptor activity. The record is from RefSeq and is a predicted model, not a curated record. Gene Ontology annotation, biological process: G protein-coupled receptor signaling pathway. Bases 1 to 939 code for a protein of 312 amino acids. Lineage: Eukaryota; Metazoa; Chordata; Mammalia; Perissodactyla; Rhinocerotidae. Gene Ontology annotation, cellular component: membrane.
AUGAAAUACAUAGAGAAUAUGAACAACGUGACAGAGUUUGUUCUACUGGGGCUCACAGAGAAUUCAAAGAUACAGAAAAUCAUAUUGGCUGUGUUUCUUGUCAUCUACAUCAUUUCUAUGGUAGGAAAUGUGCUCGCCGUGGUGACCAUCACUGCCAGUCCGUCAUUGAGGUCCCCCAUGUACUUUUUCCUGGCCUGUCUCUCCUUUAUUGAUGCCUGCUAUUCCUCUGUCAAUACCCCAAAACUGAUCAUAGAUUCACUCCAUGAAAAGAAGACCAUCUUAUUUAAUGGGUGUAUGACCCAAAUCUUUGGGGAACAUUUCUUUGGAGGUGCUCAUGUCAUCCUGCUCACUGUGAUGGCCUAUGACCGCUAUGUGGCCAUCUGCAAGCCCUUACACUACACAACCAUCAUGAAUGCGUGGGUGUGUGGCCUACUAAUGGGAGUGGCAUGGGUGGGAGGAUAUCUUCAUGCAAUCAUACAGAUCCUCUUCAUCUUUCGAUUACCCUUCUGUGGCCCUAACAUCAUAGAUCACUUCAUGUGUGAUCUGAAUCCUUUGCUCAAUCUUGCCUGCACUGAUACUCACACUCUAGGGCUCUUUGUUGCUGCCAACAGUGGAUUCAUCUGUGUGUUAAACUUCCUCAUCGUGUUGAUCUCCUAUGUGGUCAUCCUGCGCUCCCUAAGGACCCACAGCUUGGAGGUGAGACGCAAAGCUCUCUCUACCUGUGUCUCUCACAUCACACUGGUCAUCUUGGUCUUUGUGCCCUGCAUAUUUGAGUACCUGAGACCCCCAGAUACUUUAUCUGUUGACAAAACAGUUGCUGUAUUUUACACUGUGAUAACCCCCAUGUUAAAUCCCUUAAUCUAUACCCUGAGAAAUGACCAGAUGAAAAAUGCCGUGAAGAAAUUGUGUAGUAGGAAAACUAUUUCAGGUGACAAAUAA